AUGCCGAGCAACGUAGCGCGGUCUUUCACCUUUCUCUUGCUUCUGGCGGCAGGUUUGCCUCCUGGUAGAACAGCGGAGGUGUCCGUGUGGGACGUGGACGUUAACACGACACAGCACGCCGUCUUCCGGAAGACACUGUACGCCAACACCACUGUCUACAUGAAAUUCCAAGGUGACAUUGGCGCGUGCGACCGAAACUUGGCCUUCAAUGUCAGCUGGUACCUGCGCUCCUCCGUGUGCUACAAUGAGAUUUUCAACACGCCUGACAACAAGGCCAUCAACAUGUUCGCCAUCAAGCACAUGCUAAAGGAGGGCUGGAGUGGCUUUUACAGUGAGGGCUACGUCUACUUUGAGAACUGCUCGACUCUCUUUUUGCCCAAGGCUUACUAUCCCGAUUUCCAUCCAUAUCAACCUCUGUCCAGCCCAAAGGCUGACCCUUCAAAUCAAAGCUUCAUUUGGCCUGACAAGCCGGACUUGGGCGCCGUCGCCAAGGCGUGGGAGGACAGCCCAUAUUUGUUUAUGGUCAAGGUGCAGCCACUCUACCACGGCACGGAGGAAGACGACUUUGCGGCUGAGCAGCUAAACUUUGACUUCACCAUGAAAGUGGAGAUGAAAGGACCACAUGAUUAUUCCUCACCAGCCGACUGGCCUCAGAUGAUGUUCUUCAUGAUCAUGUGCAUUGUCUACGUGCUUUUCGGCGCUCUCUGGCUCUUCUGGUGCGCCUGCUACUGGCGGGACCUGCUGAGGGUCCAGUUCUGGAUCGGUGGCGUCAUCAUCUUGGGCAUGCUUGAGAAAGCCGUCUUCUACUCCGAGUACCAGAACAUCCGCUACCGAGGAGAUUAUGUGGAGGGUGCAGUGAUUUUUGCUGAGCUGCUCUCUGCAUUGAAGCGAUCUCUCGCUCGGAUCCUGGUCCUCAUCGUCAGUCUUGGUUACGGCAUCGUCAAGCCAAGGUUGGGUACCACGGUGCACCGGCUAGCCGCUGUCGGGUUGCUCUACCUGCUCUUCUCAUCGGUGGAAGGCGUGCUAAGAGUAACGGGUGGUUUUUAUGGCACAGUGGCCUUGGUAGCGAACCUCAGUCUCUCCCUCAUUGACUCCUGCGUCAUGUGGUGGAUUUUCAUCAGCUUGUCUCAAACCACUCGCCUCCUGAAGCUGCGCCGGAACGUGGUCAAGCUCUCCUUGUACCAGCACUUCACCAACACACUCAUCUUCUCCAUGCUGGCCUCCAUCGUCUUCAUCAUCUGGACCACUAAAGUCUUCAAAUUGGUGGACUGCCAGAAGAGCUGGCGGGACUUAUGGGUGGACGACGCCUUCUGGCGGCUGCUCUUCUCCACGAUCCUGCUGGUCAUCAUGGUGCUACUGCGCCCCUCAGCCAACAAUCAAAGGUUUUCCCACUCGCCACUAAUCGAUGAUGAAGACGAAGAUGAGGCCAAAGAGCCCAUGUUGAACGAAGCCUUUGAGGGGAUGAAGAUGAGAGUAUCCAAACCGGACGCCAACGGUUCCCAGAAGCUUUUGAGUAAAGAGGAUGAAGACCUAAAAUGGGUGGAGGAAAACAUUCCCACAAUGGUUGCAGAUGUAGCCCUACCAGCAAUGCUAGACGAAGAGGAGGAAAUCCUAAAAACUAAAAUGGAGCGAUCCAAGAUGGAGUGA
Nerophis lumbriciformis (worm pipefish) is the source of this 1647-nucleotide messenger RNA. The record is from RefSeq and is a predicted model, not a curated record. NCBI's taxonomy places the organism in Eukaryota, Metazoa, Chordata, Actinopteri, Syngnathiformes, Syngnathidae.